AUGGGCGGUCGACGGUGUGUAUUGAUCGCGCGCGGGGCGUCGGAGAGGGACGAGGGGGGCGAGGGCGCGGAGGCGGAGGCGGAGGGACGCCCGGGGGGAGCGACGACGGAGACGAAGGACGGCGACGCGACGAAGGGCGAGGAUGGUGCGGAAGGGUCGAAGGUGAAGAUGCGACAGAGAGUUGUGGAUUGGGCGACGAACGCGCUGCCGUUCGUGAAGACGAAGAAGAAGUGGGAGAAGAUGUUCGCGGAGGCGGACGCGGCGCCGCUGGAUCACGGCAAGCAAGACGCCCUCAUGAGAGAGCUGUUGCAGUACGAUAGGAAUGAUGAUUUGAUCUCGCGAUUCGAGACGAGAAAGUACGCGAGCGGACCGGUGUCGGUAUUGGCGUACAUGACGGCGCUGGUGCGGACGAACCGUUUGGAGAAUUACGCCGUGAGUGGAGACGCGGGGGUUGGGAAGCCGCCGCCCGUCGCCGACCCGGCGGCUCUGGACAAGCUUCCGGAUUUACUCGGUGAUCUGAGUGAACGCGCCAAGGGAACGGGAGAGUUGGUAGAGUUGGAGACGGGAAAGAGCGCGCAGGCGCCACUGCACAUCAACAUCGUCGGAAGCGCCGGGCUCGGUCUCCAGCCCCCGAGCGCGGCGAAGCGUUUGCUAAACUGGUUCUUCGGCGUUUUCUUCUUCAUUGCCGGCUUGAGCUUUUUAAGCUCGUUCCUCCUACGCCGCGUCGCCGUGCGCGUUAUCGAGUCCGGUCCGUCAUCCUCGCACAUGUCGGGUAGUCACUCGCUCCCGGGGACACCGUCCGGUUCGGAUCCGAUGUCCGCCGCCGGACUCGGGCCGAACGGGCAGCCGUCGUACGACCCGAAACAGUUCAACAAGGACAACCUUCCGGAGAAAUCCCUGAAGAAGUUUAAGGACGUGAAGGGGUGCGACGAGGCGAAGGAGGAGCUCCAGGAAAUCGUGGAGUACCUGCGUAAUCCGGACAAGUUCACCCGUUUAGGUGGCAAGCUCCCAAAGGGCGUGUUAUUGACUGGACCGCCGGGGACGGGUAAGACGCUCCUCGCGCGCGCCGUCGCGGGCGAGGCCGACGUGCCCUUCUUUUACCGAUCCGGGAGUGAAUUUGAGGAAAUGUUCGUCGGCGUCGGCUCGAAGCGCGUGCGGCAGCUCUUCGCCGCGGCGAAGCGCAAGACGCCUUGCAUCGUGUUCAUCGACGAAAUCGACUCCAUCGGCACGUCGCGUAAAUCCGUCGAGAAUCAGCACCGAAAGACGUUGAACCAGCUCCUGACCGAGAUGGACGGGUUUGAACAAAACGAGGGAAUCAUUGUUCUCGCGGCGACGAACAUUCCUGAGGCGCUCGAUCCGGCGCUCACGCGUCCAGGACGCUUUGACAGAAUGGUGCACGUGCCAAACCCGGACAUAGGGGGCAGGCGAGAGAUCUUGGAUCACUACCUCCACGACAAGCCGACGACUAGUGACGUCGACGUGGACAAGAUCGCACGCGGUACCGCCGGAUUCAGCGGCGCUGAGCUGUAUAACCUGGUGAAUAUGGCGGCGGUGCAAGCGGCGAUGGCAGACGCGCCCGCGAUCACGGCGGCUGACCUCGACUGGGCUCGCGACCGCGUCUUGAUGGGUGCCGAGCGCAAAUCCGCGGUACUCAGCGAAGAGAACCGUCGUCUCACGGCGUACCACGAGGCCGGCCACGCCCUCGUCGCGCUGAAGACGGACGCGACGCUUCCCAUUCACAAGGCGACCAUCAUGCCGAGAGGAUCGGCGCUCGGAAUGGUGAUGCAGCUCCCAGACAAGGACGAGACGAGCGUGAACCGCAAGCAGCUCAUGGCUCGCUUGGACGUGUGCAUGGGCGGGCGUUUGGCGGAGGAGCUCAUCUUCGGUCCGGAUGAAGUCACCACGGGCGCGUCGGGGGAUUUGCAGCAGGCGACGCGACUGGCGUUUUACAUGAUUAGCGACGUCGGGAUGAACAGCAACCUCGGCCCAGUGCACCUUUCGAGCAUUCGCGGCGGCGGUGCCGCCGGUCGAGGUGCAUCCGGUUCGACGGAAUCUGCCGUCGACGCUGAGGUCAUCAAGCUUCUCAAGGAGUCUCAAACUCGCGUGCAGAAGCUCUUAAAGUCAAACGCUCGCGAUUUGCACACCAUCGCCAAGGCGCUGAUGGAGAAGGAGACGCUCACCGGGAACGAGAUUCGCGAGCUCAUCGGAAUGCCACCGGUGAAGGAACCGGCGCCUAUCAAGGCCCGCGCGAGGGCGAAGAAACCCGAACCGACGGUGAAGGAACCAGAGGUGAAGGAGACGGAGGGUGAGAAGCCAGAGGAAGACGAGGACGACGAGCGAACCAUCAUAAUCGUGAUCCAAUCAGACGAGGAUGAAUCCCCAAAAUGA
Messenger RNA from Ostreococcus tauri, 2388 nucleotides. RefSeq names its product P-loop containing nucleoside triphosphate hydrolase. Lineage: Eukaryota; Viridiplantae; Chlorophyta; Mamiellophyceae; Mamiellales; Bathycoccaceae. The transcript has a single exon. Gene Ontology annotation, molecular function: metalloendopeptidase activity; ATP binding; ATP-dependent peptidase activity. The record is from RefSeq and is a predicted model, not a curated record. The coding region runs from base 1 to 2388 and encodes 795 amino acids. Gene Ontology annotation, biological process: proteolysis. Gene Ontology annotation, cellular component: membrane; chloroplast thylakoid.